UCUCCUCAAAGCUAAACAUAAUGAGAAUAUUGUUCUGGUGACCUCGUCCUAAUUUAAAAAAUACCACAAUAGGUUAAGGUUGAUAAUAUUGAAAAUUGUUGUUUAUUAGCCUAGAAAUACAUUAGGAUGAGAACUUCAAAUUUUGAAAGGCAACACAUCACAUAUGUAAUGGUGUGACAUUGGAAAGUUUAGUUGAUGUUCUCUGGGCAAUAAAGCAUGGGCCAGACUGGGCAUCUUGGUGCUCCUUCACCAUCACUGCCAGCCACAGAGAAGGCUGUCAGGUCUUUCACAGGGAGGCAUUUCUGUGACAUGGGACUGGGAGAAGAACCCAUUGAGAGCAGCUGUGGAGAAGGACUUGGGGGUUCUUGUGGAUGGAAAGCUGGACAUGAGCCAACCCAAAGCCAUCCCUGUCCUGGGCUGUAUCCAGAGAACCACGGCAAACAGGUCGGGGGAGCGGAUUGUCCCCCUCUGCUCCUGUGAGAGCCCGCCCGGAGCACUGCACCAGCACAAGAACGGCGCUGUCCUGGGAGAGCGUGUCCACAGGAGAGCACGAAAAUGCUCAGAGAGCUGGAGCACCUCAGGCUGAGAGAGCUGCGGUUGUUGAGCCUGGAGACGGCUCGGGGCAAAGCUCAUCACACCUUCCCGUUCCUGAAGAGAGCUUUUAGAAGACAGAGAGUGACUUUCUACCCACGCAGAGAGUGAUGGCGCAGGGGGCCGGGCUGGGACUGCCAGAGGGGCCGGGCCUGGCCCGCGGGCAGGUGGCGGAGGCGCGGCGGGGCCCGCGGGCCGCCCCGGGCGCGGCAGGUGCCGUUGGGGUCUCCCGGCAACCGCCCGGCCAAUGGCGGCGGGGCGGGGCGGGGCGGGCGCGGGGUUAACCCCGCGGGGCCCGGCCAGGGCCGCACCGGCCGCGGGGCUCGCUCGGGAGCCGCUUCCCUCUUCAUCCUCCUCCCUGCGGCCGCAGCAGGUGGGGGGCGCGGGCUCCUCCGCCCCGUCGCGGGCGGGGCGUUGGGCGCGGCGGGUAACGGCGGCCGCCGGCGGGACGCGGGGGCGGCCGGGGCGGAGGCUCCGGCUGAGCGGCGGGGGCCGGAGAGAGCCGCGGCGGGGCCGGGCUGUGCCGCCGUCCCCCGGCGUGUGAGGCCCAGCGUUUGCUAUCUCGGCGAGGCUACAAGGCAGAUGCUCGGAGGAGAUGCCUACGUAACACACGUUGCCAGCAAUUGUACUAAAUACUUUGCUGCUGAACCAGUUGCUCAGGUACCCAGCCUGUCUCUGUUGCUAUGGGAGAUUGGAAGACUAUUACUGUGCCGGUGCUGUCAUCAGACAGCAGAAAUAUACUUGCAUAUACCUCAGAAAGACAGAGAUCUCCUACAAGCAUGAACUCACAAGUGCUACGCUUGUCACUGCCUUCACCCAAAAACAUGUACAACUUUUUCAGUGCCUUCUGCACAGAAGACAAUAUUGAGCAGAGUAUAUCCUAUAUUGAUAGGGAAUUAACAACACUGGGCUUUCCUUCUAUUUAUGCGGAGUCCAAAGGAAAAGAAUUAAAUUUAAUAGCUAUCAUAAAUUGUAUGAAUGAAUUGCUUUCACUGCAGCACAAGAACCUUCGAGCUCAGGAAGAAGUAGAAAUGCAGCAUCUGAAACUGGGAAGUGAUAUGGAUCACUUACAGAACUGCUAUGCUAAGUUAAAGGAACAGUUGGAAUUAUCUAAAAGGGAAAUAGUUGGGCUUCAGGAAAGAGACAGACAACUGCAAAGCAAGAACAGAAAUUUGCACCAGUUACUUAAAAAUGAAAAGGAUGAAGUUCAGAAGUUACAGAACAUAAUUUCAAGUAGAGCUACACAAUACAAUCAUGAUAUGAAGAGGAAAGAGAGAGAAUAUAACAAAUUAAAGGAACGCUUACAUCAGUUAGUCAUGAAUAAGAAAGACAAAAAGUUAGCUAUGGAAGUUCUAAAUUAUGUUGGUAGAGCUGAUGGGAAGAGAGGUGCAUGGAGGACUGAUAAAACAGAAGCCAGAAAUGAAGAAGAAAUGUACAAAGUUCUGUUAAGUGACUAUGAACAACGCCAAAAACAGCUUUUAAUGGAAAAUGCUGAGCUAAAGAAAGUUCUUCAGCAAAUGAAGAAAGAUAUUAUUUCACUGCUUCCACCACAGAAACAAAAACCUAAAGAAAGAUCUGAAGAUGGACUGGUGAUGUCAGACCAAGAGGAAGAUAGUGGAGAAUUAAAUAAAGAUAUGUGGGAAUUAUCUUGUGAAACUGUGCGAGAACAGCUUACCAACAGCAUUAGAAAACAGUGGCGGAUGUUGAAAAACCACGUUGAAAAGCUGGAUAACCAAGUGUCACGUGGACAUUCAGGAGCUUUGAAUGAAAAAGAUGUCAUUUCAAGAGAAGACCAUGAGCUAGAAACUGAAAAGCUAGAGUUAGAGAUUCAGCAAUGUAAAGAAAUGAUCAAAACUCAACAACAGCUCUUACAGCAACAGCUAACAUGUGAUGAUGACACCACUCUGUUACUACAAGACUGCUAUUUGUUGGAAGAAAGAGAGCGUCUUCAGGAAGAAUGGAGACUAUUUCGAGAACAAAAGAAGAAUUUUGAGAAGGAACGAAAAAGUUUCACAGAAGCUGCUAUUAGAUUAGGACUUGAGAGAAAGGCAUUUGAAGAAGAUAGAGGAGCAUGGCUGAAGCACCAGUUCUUGAGUAUGACUGCUGAUUGCAAGUCUGAAAAUGUGACAACUCCAAGUGCCUUCUUAAGAAGUUCUGACCCAGACAUUCGUUUACUCAAGUCUGCAUCUCGGCAGAGAAAACCUCCCUCUGUGUUCAGUCCUACUGUUGCACCAGAACCUUGCCAGAUAUCUCAAUAUAUUACACAAAACAGUGUUGCAUCAGAGAAACCUGCUGCAGAUAAGAUGCCAAAUCUGUGGGUGGAAAGUGAUGACAAAGAAGAAACUGAGGAAUGCACAAAGUUAUGGGAAGACUCUGAAGUUGGCACUCUAUGUAGAAACUUGCACAUGGAACAGCUGCCUUAGACUUGUAGGGUUGCCUGCUGGGUUUUUUGUUAGAGACUUGUUCAUAAACUUGUCAUUCUAAAUGAAACAGAAUGCUGUGAGUUUGAUCAUUCUUCUAGAGGAUUAUGUGGUGAUCUGAAUUGUGGUGCGUUUCUAUGUGUGUGCACAUGGCUUUUAUUUUUUAGACCAUUUUUUGCCUCACUCUUGAAAGAAAAUUUAAAAAUAUAUAAAAGCUUUGAUAUUUUUCUAGUAAUAGAAGUUCUAAUUGUGUGGAUAAAACAAUGGUCUGAAACUUUGGCUAUAAUGAAAUACUGGAUCCUAAUGUUACCUUUCACCACAGGCAGAGAUAGCACUUUUAGAAAUUGUUUAAUUGUUGGACUUUCAUUUAUGUCUCAAGUGUAACUGGUAUUAAAUCCUCUUUUGCCUCGACUUGAAUGUACAGUAUACUGUAGAUUUUUAACAAAACAGGUUCUAUAUUUAUUGUGUGAUUUGAAAAUACCUCUUUGAUAUCUCAAUGAUUUAAAAUGCAAAAUCUUUAUAUAUUUGUAAAUAGAACAAGUGGUUAUGCUGAGAAACCAUGAAAUGAAACACAUGCAUACAUAAAUAUUAUUUUACAUGGCAUUUUAAAUUGUUUUAUGGUGAUACUCAGUUUACAGAUCCAUUAGGACUUUCAAUGGUUCAGUCAGGAACCAAAGUAUUUAAAAUGUGAACAAUAAAUGUGUAAUUCUAUUCUAAAAGACCCUGGUUCUAUGAUUUGUGUGCAGUAAACUUUUAAGCUACCAUGGUUAUAGGGCUGUAUGCAAUGUCUACAAAUCUGGUGCUGAUUUUGUAUUUUAUUAGUGUUUUUGCUUUAAUUGACUCCAGAAUUUUCUGUUUUGUGUAGCCUUGGGAAAGUCUCUUCUGUUUAUAAGGUAAUAAAAAUAGCAAAGUUAGAGGUAAUAUGUUUCAAGGUCUCCUUCACCUUACUCAGCGCAUGUAAUUUACCUUGCCCAGUACAAAUCCGUUUUCUCUUGUUGGGAUUUUGUGCUUAUGUGAUCAUAUAUAGCUCUGCAUGUGUGAUCACUCUGAUCCUUGUGUAGUUGGCCUUUUGGAAGAUAUCUGGGCUUAAACUGCCUUUCUUGGGGUCAGAGGUGGGAAAUUAACUCAAGUUCAGAAUCCUUCACUGAAAAUGCAUUGCUGCUCUGCCCAUUUUCUUCAGAAUUGGAUGGAGUAGUGAUUGGAUUAUCUGGAAAAAUAGCAGUAGGAUAGUACAGGCAAGAGAAGAAACUGCAGUUCUCAAAGAAACUAAGGUAAAAAGCUGGAGUUUCUGCUGUUGUGUUCAAUCCACUGAAUUCCAGUUUGACAUGAAGUAGUAGCCAACGUAAAUUGCAGAGGAUACUUGUGUGGUUUUCAUAUAGCACCCGUAAGGGAGCAGAAGUGGAUAUAAUGAUAAUGCCAAUUCUAAUGGCUUGGCGGGCUUUUUGCUGCAUGAGUAAGGCAGGUUGGAAAGACAACAAUAUCUUCCCCAAUAAAUGUGUGUUUAAUGUCAUGCCAUUCACUCCAGCAUUGUUGCAGUGUACAGUUCCUGUUGGUUUCACAUUUAUCAGUUUUUGGGCAGCUCUUGCCUGAAUUUUACUUGUGGAAAAGUAAAUACACAUUCAAAAAACUUAAGUAAAGUGAAAUUUUAAUAUAUAAAGUGGGAGAACAGAACUCUGCAACAAGGAUUAUUUUCAAGCCAAUAGUGACUGCAGAUCUUCACUGCUGAGGCAGGAUCCAGAUGCCACCAGGGGCUGCUGCUGUUCCAGUGUCUGCUCAUGGGUGCACUACUGGGACUUAAUUGUGUUUGCUUUACUUGGGCCCUCCUUCUUCAGCCUGGUUUUGUUUAUGAAAGUAACUUUUCAGAUAAUAAUGCCUUGAAGAACAAAAUAACUUACCCAUUUAAACUCUUGUUUCUGUCCAUUGAGGGAUUAGCAAUUUAAUAAACAUCUUGUACUAAUUUUUUGCUUUAGAGUUCUGUAACUCAUCUUACAGAAGUGGAAUGUAUGUUUGAAUGUCUCCAUGGAAGAACUGUGCUCAAAGGGUAUAUGCAGUUGAGUCCUGAGCUGGUCUCAGACUUGGUCUGGAAGUCUGGAGUAAAGAUUAAAUCUUGUCCUUGUACAGAAGUAAAACAGAGUUUCUGGAUUUCUCUAUAUACAGUGUCUGGGAAGAUUUUAAAUCUGAAGCUGCUGCUAAUAAUGGUAUGAAUUCUGCAGAGGGUGACAUCGUGAUACUUAGAGCUGUUGAAAAAACUGCAAGACCUUUCUCACUCAGACUUGAAGAGGAAAGGGGGAGACUUCCUGCAGGAAUGUGAUACAGGGGUGUACACAUAUGUGUAUAUUUGAAAUAAUAUAGUGAGUGCUCUUCUCAAGAACAAGAAGUAGAGACUCCCAGCAGGUGAUUACAGUACAGCUAUUGUUACCUACUUGUGCAUGGUAGUGAAAAGAUGAGUGGUUCUCUUAAACUGGGAUGUUUCACAAAAGUCUUUAAAUACAAUAUUCAUUGCUGAUUUUUCAGCCUGUGAUGAGCAUGCUUUUACCAUAAAUAUCACUCUGAUUAAGUAUGAGUACUUACUUUCAGGAUUAUAUUGGAGUUGUUAAUGUUUUUCCCUUUCAUUCCCAGUGGCUGAGACCUAUGCAAUAUAUAGCUCCUGCAAUUCAGACUGUAUAGCAAAAAACCCUAAUAAAUGGAAAUUUUUCAUAAGAGAACCUUCUUCCUCCAAAACACUGUCUUCCUACUUUGAAGAACUGCUUCCACCAGAUUCUACAGGCAUGCUCUACUUCAGUUGCAGGACAAAAGAAAAAGCAGACUCUAUUCUAGCUUAUUUUCUGGAGCUUAUUGUGUGUCCAGGUACAUCUCAAUCAGGUCAAGGUAACUGAUAUAUCUAGAUAAUACAAACAGGUUAUCCUUGAAAGGAAAAUAGAAGGCUAUGCAGGGUACUGGCAAUACUGUGUAUGUUGAAUUAGCUUAGUUAUUAUGCAGCUUUUUUUUUUUCUUAAUUUGCAGUUAUCACUAAGCUUUUGUCUGUGAAGCCUUAGAAGAUAUCUUGGGUUUAGAUUUUUUUUUCUGAUUUGUGAGAGAGGCUGAUGAGAAUAUGUGAAAUAUUGACAUAGUUGUAUCAAAAAGCUGGCCUCAGAAGAAGUGUUCAGAUUAUCUGAUGAUUUAUUUAUUGCUUUCAGACAAUUCAUUUGAUAUCUAAUGUUCACUGUGCCCUACGAAGCUGCACUGUAAUGAAAACUUAAGCUGCCAUGGUAUAUAUUUUGUUGUAGUUUUUGCUCUGACAGCAUUCAUGUGUCUUUAUUCACGUUUUGAGUUGUACAAGAUGUGCAACUACUUGGAAUACAUAACAGGUAAAUUUGUUUCAAAGAAAUAUUUACCAAUAAACCAUUAAUUUUAACUGUAUGAAAGAGCUUGUCCCCUGAGGCAC
Prinia subflava (tawny-flanked prinia) is the source of this 6435-nucleotide messenger RNA. RefSeq names its product SSX family member 2 interacting protein (gene SSX2IP). The record is from RefSeq and is a predicted model, not a curated record. The coding region runs from base 1275 to 3014 and encodes 579 amino acids. NCBI's taxonomy places the organism in Eukaryota, Metazoa, Chordata, Aves, Passeriformes, Cisticolidae. Gene Ontology annotation, cellular component: ciliary basal body; centriolar satellite. Gene Ontology annotation, biological process: intraciliary transport involved in cilium assembly. The transcript is spliced from 15 exons.